Molecule: messenger RNA, 708 nt
Organism: Acanthosepion pharaonis
Lineage: Eukaryota; Metazoa; Mollusca; Cephalopoda; Sepiida; Sepiidae
Source: the annotation of a GenBank genome assembly
AUGGAUUGCUGCCUAAAGUGCUCUUCCUUCAUUGUAGUCUCUUUCAAAAAGCUUUCAAACAGGAUGGCAUGUUUCAAAAAACCUGAUCACUUAGUUGAACCCAUCCUCACUGCUGGUGACAUUGACCUAAGCCUUUUAUACUUACUUCAUCCACCAUUAUCAUUCUCUAAGACAUUUAUCAGUUAUUAUCUUGGCCUGGACAACUGUAUGAAAGCCCUACCCCUUGUCAUACUUUUCCCAUUGUUUAAAAGGUGCUUCUCUGUCAAUGACUCCUUUUGGGCUGUACUUGGAAUUUUAUCAAAAGCCUUUGGAUGCAUUCUUUUUGGAUCAAGCCAUGUCCUCUGGCUUGUAUUUUGUGUUCCCUUUGUGAAAAUAUUUCAAGGUUUCCCUUCUGCUGUUGUCAGAUCCUUGCUAUCUUCUAUUGUUGAAAAUGCAGAACAAGGUCAGCUAUUUGCAAUUGUAGCUUCCAGUGAGAGCAUUAUUUCUGUGUUGGCUUCACUCACAUUCAAUACCCUCUAUGCAGCAACGGUUGACAUCAACCCUGGAAUCUCGUUUUAUGUUUCAGCUGGAAUUGCGUUUAUUGGAGUUAUACUGGUUUUCAUAAUUUGGAGACAUUCUGGUAAAGACAUCAAAUAUGAACAUUUCGUGGAGGUGACAGAAAGCACAGAGCAAUCAGACGAAAUUUCUAGCGAAGACAAAAUAUCAUGA